This is a messenger RNA of Scedosporium apiospermum, 831 nucleotides long. RefSeq lists its product as uncharacterized. The transcript is spliced from 3 exons. NCBI's taxonomy places the organism in Eukaryota, Fungi, Ascomycota, Sordariomycetes, Microascales, Microascaceae. Gene Ontology annotation, molecular function: protein binding. The record is from RefSeq and is a predicted model, not a curated record. The coding region runs from base 1 to 831 and encodes 276 amino acids.
AUGGAGACAUCUGCUAGUCUCGAGGACUUACCCAACGAGAUUCUUUCUCUCAUCUUCGCCUUCCUUCCCACCCACUGUCUCCUCCAUAUUCUUCGGGUCAAUAAGCGUUUCUUUACCUGUAUCAGGGCACUCUUCCACGUCCGGUUACGCCAUGCCUUGGCAGAGCCCGACUAUAGCAUGGUGCUCGAGUGCUACCCCGAGACCACGCGGCUCACUGCACCGACGUUGAUGUGCCACUACCUAGAAACCACGGGCGACACCAGGCGGGUGUCCACAGCCGACACCGUGUCUGGUGGCCCUCCAAUCGGUGAUCCCAGAAGGUGGCACUUGUGGUUCAAGCCAUACCUGGGGACCCCUCGCGUGCUGAGGGAGAAGUUGGAUGAUGCUGUUGAAGGGGGAAAGUACUCUAUGGAGGUGAACCUCGCGGAAAACGAAGAGUCCUCGCACCUCUUGACCCGUACGAUACUUAAACGGCGGCAGACUAAAGGGCUCUACCCCAGCCAUGUUACCGUCCACGAGGGUCGUCUUAAACUCAGUCGCGAGUGGCUGGCUGCGGCGUCUGCGCCCAUCCUAGAACAAGAUGGCGAUUACACUAUGCUCUGGACUGGCUCAUCGAAACACAUGGGGGUACGCCUUCAGGUGGCGCCGGCGGCAUCGGCGCGGAUGCCGCUGCUCAUCAGCGUAGACGAUAAGCCUCCUUUAGCCUACAAGCUCACUUUCAAAGGAGUCGCCGUUAACUCAAUACUCUUUCUCCUUGCCUAUGAGCAGUCGUGUAUCGAGUCUAUUGAUGUAUCAGGCAGGUCACUUACCAUUAUCCAUGUGCCAGCCUGA